This is a messenger RNA of Procambarus clarkii (red swamp crayfish), 5816 nucleotides long. Its product is annotated as furin-like protease 1, isoforms 1/1-X/2. Gene Ontology annotation, molecular function: serine-type endopeptidase activity. NCBI's taxonomy places the organism in Eukaryota, Metazoa, Arthropoda, Malacostraca, Decapoda, Cambaridae. The record is from RefSeq and is a predicted model, not a curated record. Gene Ontology annotation, biological process: peptide hormone processing. Gene Ontology annotation, cellular component: Golgi membrane; trans-Golgi network.
GCGUUGGUCGCUGUAAGUGGCGCCGAGGUCUCUCAGUGUGUGUUGAACAGUGGUAGUGGGAGGAUACGCGCUCCUCUCCCGGUCCAAAGUUGCUACAACUAUGAUACAAACUGUGUAGAAGGUCGUGUAAGAUUUCUAUGAAGUUAGGCAACCCGAAUUUGUGUAGCAUACGAUAAAACCGGAGAAAUUAGCCGCACACAUAUCUUACAACCGGCCAAAAUGUAUCGGAUCUGUGGUGAAAUGCGUGUAGUGAAUGUCAUAUGUGGCGCGGUGCUGCUCUUAGUGAUGAUCUCUGGAGUAAAGGCUGAAGUAGGGGAUUACACUCACGAAUGGGCGGUCCACGUCGAGGGAGGAGAUGAGAAGGCACACAACAUCGCUAGACGGCACGACUUCGACGUAGUAACUAAGAUAUUCCAUGAUGUUUACCUAUUACGGCACCGGAGAGUGGCGCGGCGCUCAGCUGAUCCAUCCCAGACCCACCACCAUAACCUUAUGGCCGAGCCCCAUGUCCGAUGGGCGGAGCAACAGGUGGUGAAGAGGCGUGUUAAAAGGGAUUUUUUAGACCGGCCGCCAACGCCCUUCAGGUCCACCUGGAUGGACGAUCCCAAGUGGCCGCAGAUGUGGUAUCUGAACAGAGGUGGGUCUCUAGACAUGAACGUCCAGGCGGCGUGGGCCGAGGGGGUGACGGGCAAGGGCGUGGUGGUCACCAUCUUGGAUGACGGUCUCGAAAAGGACCAUCCGGACCUUAUCAAGAACUAUGAUCCCAAUGCAUCUUAUGACGUCAAUAGUCAUGACCAAGAUCCCAUGCCUCGCUAUGACCUGGUCGACUCUAACCGCCACGGGACGCGCUGUGCUGGAGAGGUGGCAGCUGGCGCUAACAACUCCAUCUGUGCUGUUGGUGUUGCCUUUGAGGCAUCAGUUGGAGGUGUUCGAAUGUUGGACGGAGAUGUUACAGAUGCAGUUGAGGCGCGGUCUUUGGCUCUCAACCCGCAACACAUAGAUAUCUACUCUGCCUCCUGGGGUCCUGACGAUGAUGGCAAGACUGUUGAUGGGCCAGGCCAGUUGGCAACACGAGCAUUUGUGGAAGGAAUCAGAAAUGGCCGUGGUGGUAAAGGGUCCAUAUUUGUGUGGGCCUCGGGCAAUGGAGGUAGAGACCAAGAUAAUUGUAACUGUGAUGGCUACACCAACUCUAUUUGGACACUUAGUAUAUCAUCAGCCACAGAAAAAGGUCGCGUUCCAUGGUACUCGGAGGCCUGUAGCUCCACUCUUGCCACAACUUAUAGUUCUGGAUCACUGGGUGAGCGCCAAAUCAUUACCACUGACCUUCACCACUCCUGUACAUCUUCACACACGGGAACAUCAGCCUCGGCUCCUUUGGCUGCAGCAAUUUGUGCUCUAGCUCUUCAGGUAAAUCGGGAUAUUACGUGGCGUGACAUGCAGCAUAUAGUAGUACGAACUGCAAGACCAGAAAAUUUGGAAGCCCCAGAUUGGCAGACCAAUGGUGUAGGACGUCAGGUUUCACAUAGGUUUGGAUAUGGCCUCAUGGAUUCCUAUGGCAUGGUUCAGCUAGCAAGAAACUGGACAAGUGUUCCAACUCAACGAAAAUGUGAGGUUAAUGCACCACAUGUUGAAAAAUUAAUUCCACAAAAGAGCUUCGUCACUUUGGAGUUAGAUGUCACAGAUUGUCCGGGAGUUAGCUAUUUGGAACAUGUUCAAGCUAAGGUCUCAUUAACAGCUGAUCGUCGCGGUGAUAUAGAAAUCUAUUUGUCUUCUCCCGCUGGUACAAAAUCUACUUUGCUUGCUCAGCGACCCCAUGACAAUUCUCGCUCUGGCUUCCAUUCAUGGCCAUUCUUGACCGUCCAUAUGUGGGGUGAGCGUCCACUUGGCAAGUGGAAGUUGGAAAUCCAUAACAAUGGCCAUUUCUUCACUACUGGAGCCACUCUGCUGGAAGAGUGGACACUCAUCUUUCAUGGCACCAGAACUAACACAGACAAGUGGCAGGCACGAGGGGGGCGUAGGGACCGUGGUGGCGGAGGGGUGGUAGGACUGGGGAUUGUGCCAAUCUCCUAUCCGUACAACCCUCCAACCACUCCUACCACCACAUCAACCACAUCCAGCACGACACCCCGACUAUGGCACCUAUACCAACCAGGAAACCCCUUGUACCCAAUUCCCUCACAGUCUCCCCAAUCCCCUGACUACAAAUCACUGCCUGCUUCUAUACGCCCGCCAAAUCAUCGUGACAGCUCCCACCAUAAGGGUAAGGCAGAAGUUUUUGAAUGGAGUUUGACUAUGUAUGGAACAGAAACGGAACCAGGGCAGGCAGUUACCCCACAAGGGGGAGAACUUCCCGCAGUCUCUCCCAUCGAUCCUACUCCACCCCAAGUAGUCGACCCCACUGAAGGCAAUACUUCGACACGUGACCCAGGCACAAAAAGGCCUCCUGGUCUUCCUUCAUCUGCAUCGCCAACACCUGCACCUCUGUUGCUGAAGUUGGGCUCUGCUCAGAGAGCUCUUCCGCCCGGCUGCAGCCGUGUGGAUACUUCUGGGGCCUGCUUAGAAUGCACACACCUUUCAGUUAUUGCAUCAUCCCUGAGUGCAGUGAAGGCAAGAGCUACUGAUCCUAAAUGUGAGAGAAAUGCUUAUCUCCUUGGUGGUAAAUGUUUGCAAAAGUGCCCAGAGAAUUACUACGGGUGGAACCCACAAGCUAUGGGCGCAACAGAAUCCUUGAACUGCCGUCCUUGUCACUACUCAUGCCGCAGCUGCUCUGGCCCACAAGAUUAUGAAUGCACAGUGUGCUGGGGAGAUGCUGAGCUGUAUAGUCCUUCUGAGGGUCAGAAACAUUGUCAUCCUCUUUCUCUACUUAAUGCAUAUCGCAGCCAACAGUCAUGGUAUGUAAUUCUACUCGUAAUCCUGCUUGGGUUGCUGCUCGUUGUACUGUUUUUAGCAGUACUUGUAUUUCGGGCACACAAAACACACCUUCGGUCGUCUAUAGCUGUUAAUUCUGUAGCCAACCUUGGACCAUUAGGUAGCACAAAAUCCUCUUCCAAUGGAAAUACAGCAUACACCCCUGUAGCGAGAGGGGACUCGGAACAACUGAUUACAAAAAUACCUUUCCAUGAUCUCACUAGUGACGAAGAAAUAUAGAAUAUAUUCAUAUUAGGGUGAUAUUGAUAUAAAAAAUGUACAGAAAAUUACUUUAAUAUUCUUUUAUAAAGAAAAAUUACUCUACAUUGCCUCUUUUAAUAAGGUUUUAAAUACAGUACAUUAAUGUUGUAAAAAGGUAGCCAGUCAUAACAUAUACUUAAUAUUUUGAAAAAACUUACCUCACCUGUGAUGAGGUUGUAAAUAAGUACAUACCUUUUUAUGAGUAAAAGAGUAAUGAUUACCACAUAAGAAAUGUGUUUCAGGUAAAGCACAAAUUGUGUAUUUACUGGUGUUAACCACUGAAGUACAGCAUUUAAGGUCUUGGCUUCAGUGUUCUAGGUGUGAAGAGUUGAAAUUGAAUAAUCUUUGCAUUUUGUAUAAAUUUAUUAAUGUUCAGAAUUAAGUGAAAGCAGUAAAGAUCUUUGAAGUUAAUAAUGAAAUUAACUGAGAACACAUCUGAACGAUGCGACCUUGAGCCUUGAAUAGUGAUGCAUUAUCAAGCAUGGUUUAAGAAUAGAAUUAUUAUACACUAGUAUAAUGUGUUAAAGAUGAAAUAUUAGAAACUUUUAAGGCUAUAAAAUUGCCUAGAGUUUUUGGUGCUUAUUCCUGAAAGGUACCGAGUAAUGUAUAGUAAUGUUAAUAUCCAUCUAUUCAUAUAUUUAUAUUUUCUUUCAUAUGGGUAAUGAACUUAUUGUACAUAAUGUGCAAAAAUUAAUUCAUUAAAUACUUUAGAAUUUUUAUUACUGUAAAUUGUAUUUUCAUUGUUUCUUGUUAAAAUUUGUAAAACUGUAAAUAUUUUAUCAAUUAUUGCAGCUUAAAUUUAUAUUUUUAAGACUGAAAUAUAAACUUGUAAAGGAAGAAUAUAUAUUUUAAAAUCUAAAUUGAAAUUAUUAUUACUAAUAUGCAGCAUUACAAAAUAUUGCAAGUUGGUACAUUCUAUGGGGAUAGUAAGCUGGGUGGUAGCCGAUAGUUUGGACUUGCCAAGAUGAAGUUCUUGGUAGUAAGUGGACAAGUCUUCCCCAGUGUUAGUAAUUCUGACAUGGUAUAGUUUUGGAGGUAAUGAAGUUUGGUUGUUAACUGGUAUCAUGCACAGCUAAAUUGGUAACGAGUCUCUUUAAAUAUACUUGUACAGUCCUAGUUUUCUAACAUAGCCAACUUGAUCUGAAAUCAUGAAUUUCACCACAUUCCAAAGUGAGCUUGACUCUGAUCAUUCAAAGUUAAUUUAAUACACCUUUUUAAAAAUAAAAUUAUUUACCUAAUGAGAGUACAAAGUUUUUAUAAUGCAAAAGUACUCUGGGCAUUAAAGUUUUCCUUCUCUCAGUCUUGCAAUAGGAGUGACAAAUUCAAUGUUCAUUGAUUUCCUUAGUAGCUUUAAUUUUAUUUGAAAUUAUAUUUGAUCUGAAGAAAUUGCAGGAAAUUCAUGACCGAAGAAAAUGUUUGACCACAUAGUUGUCGUUUAUGCAUGUUUAAAUCCAGAAACAAAAGAAAUGCUACUUAAUUUACUUAUGUCCUAAAACCUUAAUUUAAAACUUUUGAUCAUGUUUUUAUUGCACUGUACUUAUCAGGUGUGUGAAGAACAAUGCUCAUGUGUUCAUAGCUAAGUUAAUACUUUAACCAUGAAAACAAGUUGUAGAUUAAUUUAUGAAGGCAAUAAUUUGUUAUUUUUUGAACUUUCAUUUGCUGAGUCAUUGUAAAUUUAAAAGUUGUGGUUUUUCUAUAAAAAAAAAAAAUUGGUCUGUACAGAAAACAAGUAUUCAGUUUGGGAUGACCAUUUUGUUAAAGGAAAAACAUUUUUGUAAUACUAAAAUUUAUUUAAAUGAAAAUAUACAAUUGAACUUGAAGAAAUUAUAUUUUGUAAUUAAGCAAAUCUGCUUUUAAAUAUUAUUUAAUAACAAGGUUUUAAAUAAAUUUGUUCCUAAUAAUUUUAAAAUGUGAAAAUUGAUUUAUAUUUAACAUAGCAGUUUACUUGUUUCAAAAAAAAUUUCAUGCAGGUCAGUAAGAAAAUAAAUUGAUGGAUGUGUAAUGUUAGAGCAAUUGAUCUCAUAGCUGCAGGUGUAAUUCAUCAACUGCUCAAAUUCAUCAUUGUGCUGCUACAUAGGAUAUUGUCUGUGAUGUCAAAGUUUUCUUAAAUGUUUAGCGAGCUUUCAGUGGUAGAAAUAUUUUUGUAAGAUUCUAUACCGUCAUCUCUUUAACAGCAACUAAUAAGUAUUACCAGCUGUUGAACUGGAAGAAAUGUUGUGGUUUAAAGGUGCAAAGUUGAGAAAUUUCAAAAUAUGCAUGUCUCGAUUUCAAAAUCGUGCACGAUUAACAAUCGUGCAUAUUUCAAAAUAUGCACGAUUGUUAUAAAUAUUUGUUGUGAAAGUCAUUACAGCACUUCUAAUCAUGCCACAAUCGGAUUAUUGAUAAAACAUGUAUUACGUAGUUAAUUUUUUAAUUUCCUUUUCUAAAUUUAAAAUGUUUAAAUUUGCCUUAAUCCAGUCAGUCAUUAUCUAUAAUUAAAUUUAGAAACACAGUUGUGCAAUUCCUAAAUGUAUGAAGUAGGUAUUAGAAUCAUAAAUAAGAAUGUCCAGAUAGUUAAUAUCCAGAUACAUAAAAUUUUUUACAGAUUAAAUAUUUUUGUAAAAGUCAAAAUUUUAUUGUAGAGGUGAUAAUAAAUUUUCAGGUAAUUA